Molecule: messenger RNA, 987 nt
Organism: Naegleria fowleri
Lineage: Eukaryota; Heterolobosea; Eutetramitea; Acrasida; Naegleriidae
Exons: 2
Coding region: 1-987 (328 amino acids)
Biological process (GO): exocytosis; vesicle fusion; intracellular protein transport
Cellular component (GO): endomembrane system; SNARE complex; plasma membrane
Molecular function (GO): SNAP receptor activity; SNARE binding
Source: RefSeq, a predicted model, not a curated record
AUGAACAACCGCUUAAAAGAAUUGAGGAAAAAAGCACAAGGCCGAGCCGAUGAUCUGGAUGAUAUUACUCUCCAAGAGAAAUAUGAAAUCGGUGAUUUAGAGCAUGCAGAAGGAGGUUACGCCGGAGGAAGACUCAUCCCCAAAGAGAGUGAAUUUGUUUCCGACUUUUUGAGCCAAGUAACUGAGAUCAAAAUCCGUAUCAACAAAAUUGAUGAAAACGCCACGCUCAUGGAAAAGACUUACAACAGCAUCAUUGCCGAGGUGAAAAAGGAAUCGAAUACAAAGGCGUUUAAACAAAAAGUUGCAACCAUUUCCGAUGAAAUUGAUGCAGAUAUGAGGUUUGUAAAGAGAAGUUUGGAAGAGAUGGCUCAGACCAACAAAACUCUUGAGGAAUUUUCUGCUGAGAGAAGAAUGAGAGAAAAUCAACAAGCCUCACUCACCCAAAGUUUUUUCUCUGUGGUUCAGAGGUUUAAUGGCAUUCAGGCCGCUUGCAAAGCCAGAUACAAAGAUGACCUAAUGAGAAAUUUACGCAACAUUUAUUCUGAGGAAGAAAAAUCUGACGAAGAGUUGAAUGAAAUGAUUGAAACUGGACAAAUUCAAGAGGGUAAUCUCUAUGGAAAGUAUUUGCUGAAAAAUUCUGCGCAGAAUACUAUCAAGGCAACCUACUCAGAAAUUAAGGAAACACAUGAAGACUUGAAACGAUUGGAAUUAUCAAUGAAUGAAUUACAAGACAUGUUUCGAGACUUGCAUACUCUAAUAUUGAUGCAACAAGAUCUUAUUGACAAUAUUGAAGAUAACGUAUUAAGGAGCAUUGAUUUCACUGAGAAGGGAGUGCAAAACAUCAAAACUGCCAAGAAAAUUGGUGACAAGACCAGAAAUGCUAAAUGUGUGCUGUUGGUGAUUGUUGUAGUCAUUGCCAUUGUGGUCAUUCUCAUUGCUGCAGGAGUCAUUGCAGUGGCUGUUCCGUUGGGCAUACUAAAGAAAUAG